AUGCAGCGGAGGCAAUUCACCAUCACUUUACAUGAAGGCCUGCCUGGCUAUUCAGCUUCCGCCAAGCGCCUUGCGUCCGGCGAGGAGCAAAAAGCUGGCAAGCGACGAAGACGGGAGGGGGGAGAGGCAGAAGUCGUUCUGACCACGGCCACAGACGUAACACGCAGAUCAAAUGACGCUGCCGUUGCCGAUGGUGCCAAAUGCCUCAGUCUCGCCAUUCCAACCUCGCGGAAGAUUGCUCGAACGGGCGGUACACCACUUCUUGACCUCUCGGAUGGAGGAGUUGCCGUCGUCCGUUCUAAGCAGGUCAAGGACGACGAGGUCAGUCAUCUGCCUCUGGGUAGAGGGGCUGGCGGGGUUUCUAGGUGCGGCAAUCAGACCACCUACAGACUUCAUCGGCUUGAGCGAAUUGCUGAUACGCUGUCAGCCAGUCUCUUCACUGGCCGCCACUCGGCGUUAUCGGAAAAGGUUGUGGCGAAGGUGAUCAGGUACAAAGGCAAGACGUCCGAAGACCUGAUAAAAUGCGCGUCGAUCUGGAAACGGGAAAAGUCAUUCCUGGAAAAGCUACAUCACCCAAACAUAGUCACCCUGAAGGCCUUCGACGGCCGCGUCUUUGCCAUGCUUGUUGAGCGGCUUCCCCCGUCCCUCCACCGCGGGUUUACUUCACCGUUCAAGGCUAGCGACGCGCAAAGGAUACUCCAUGGCACGUCAUCCGCCCUCGCCUACCUUGCGGACCAGCGGGUCAUCCACAAUGACAUUAAACCAGCCAAUAUCGCCUAUUCGCCUGAGCGCGGCGCUGUUCUUCUCGAUUUUGGACUAGCUACGACGAUGGAUGAGAAGGAGCUGCCCGGUGGUACCCCUUGGUAUGUCCCGCCUGACCUUAUUGUACAACGAACACGAGGGACCCCGGGCGACGUAUGGGCCUUGGG
This is a messenger RNA of Colletotrichum tamarilloi, 929 nucleotides long. RefSeq names its product serine/threonine protein kinase-20. The transcript is spliced from 2 exons. Gene Ontology annotation, cellular component: nucleus; cytoplasm. Gene Ontology annotation, biological process: mitotic DNA damage checkpoint signaling; protein phosphorylation. Gene Ontology annotation, molecular function: protein serine/threonine kinase activity; ATP binding. NCBI's taxonomy places the organism in Eukaryota, Fungi, Ascomycota, Sordariomycetes, Glomerellales, Glomerellaceae. The annotation marks the transcript as partial. The record is from RefSeq and is a predicted model, not a curated record.